AUGACGUUUGACCCCUGCAGUGUCUACAGUGUUCUAGAUAAUGAGUGGCGAAGAACAGACAGCAUGUUUUACACCAGCUAUGGUCAUUACGAUGAUACUCUUGUUGAAUGGAGUGGCUGGUAUCGUCUGUAUCUUCAGGGAAAAAGUGCUCAGAUUCCUGAAUCAUAUUCAUGUGUGAGUUUUAUGUCCUGUGGUGGUUACACUGCACUUUUGCUUGGAGGAUCUCAUCCACAACUACAGGAUGAUAUCGUCACCCGAGACAUCUAUGGCUAUGUGACUGACAGCAGACAAUGCAGUUCCUACAGAUCAAACCCAAUCCAAGUCAAAGCCUGUCCAGGAAAUUACUAUGUCUACAAACUUGUUAAGCCAGCUGUGUCACUUCCCAUACCCACAUACUGUGCAGUUGUGUUGGAGACUCUCAGUUAUGAUCCCUGUAAUAACUACAUGUCUCUGGAUCAACCCUGGAGAGGCACUAAUGAGACUGGAGAGUUCAACUGUGACGAUGACUAUAACUGGACUGGCUGGUAUCGGCUGCUGUAUAAUGGGAUGAGCGUCCGUAUGCCAGAAAGUUGUGUUGAUGUAUUCAGAUGUGGUACUUAUAUCACUCUGUGGCUGAAUGGAUCUCACCCUCAGAUAGAGGAUGGAAUAGUCACUCGUGCAGUCUGUGGGAAUGUAGGCUGGGAGGGCUGCUGUAAUCUUAGAUCCACUCCUAUUCGAGUCAAAGCAUGUCCAGGAAACUAUUAUGUCUAUGAGUUUGUCAAGCCAUACUUCUGCGCUGCUUACUGUGCAGGAUCAGCAGCUGUGGCCUUCAUGAGCUUCACCAACUUGUCAAGUGUGCUGGAACCUGGCCUGUUCAGUACAAUUAACGCCACAAAGAAAACCAUGAUGUCCACCGUGAUAUCAGCCACACUGCCCAGAACUACCUACCAACAGCUCGACACACCUGUCAACUUCACUAUGAAACACAUUGCA
Molecule: messenger RNA, 972 nt
Organism: Colossoma macropomum (tambaqui)
Lineage: Eukaryota; Metazoa; Chordata; Actinopteri; Characiformes; Serrasalmidae
Product: uromodulin-like
Exons: 3
Biological process (GO): neutrophil migration
Cellular component (GO): cell surface; apical plasma membrane
Source: RefSeq, a predicted model, not a curated record